AUGGCUAGAACAACGAAGAACAGCGAGAUCAUUCAGCUCGCCAAGCAGCUGAAGGGCACUCCCUGGUGUGAGGAAUACGAGCGCAUGAUUUCUGGAAUGUUGUACAAUCCGUUGCAUCCCCCCCUGCUUGCGGGACGUCACCGCGCGAGAUGUCUACUUUACAAGUACAACAAUAUGGAUCCAAACUCGAAGCCUUACGACGAGCUGAUGGCCACGCAGCAAGAAAUGCUGAAGGACAUUUUGGGAAAGGUGGGCCCGGGAACUUUUAUCGAGCCACCUUUCAUACCAGAUUAUGGAUGCAACGUGGUCAUUGGCGAGAAUUGCUUUAUCAACUUCAACUGCACCAUCCUUGAUACCAGCCUGGUCAUCAUUGGUAACCGUGUUCAACUGGGCCCAAACGUGAGCAUUUACAGCGCAGGGCACGAGACCAGUGUCCUUUCUCGGAUUAAGUUUGUCGAGUUUGGCGAUCCCGUGUACAUAGAGGAUGACGCGUGGAUUGGUGGGGGUACAAUCAUCUUGCCAGGGGUCACUAUUGGGAAGGGAAGCACUAUUGGGGCAGGAUCAAUCGUGACUAAGAGCAUUCCACCAUACUCUGUUGCCAUGGGGGCCCCCGCAAAGGUGGUCAAGAAGCUCCCAACCGUCGAAGAAGAACUGGCGGAUCCGAACAAUGCUUACAGAAACAUGCCUGACCGGCAGUGA
Colletotrichum gloeosporioides is the source of this 699-nucleotide messenger RNA. Its product is annotated as putative acetyltransferase C18B11.09c. Lineage: Eukaryota; Fungi; Ascomycota; Sordariomycetes; Glomerellales; Glomerellaceae. The transcript has 3 exons. The coding region runs from base 1 to 699 and encodes 232 amino acids. Gene Ontology annotation, molecular function: acetyltransferase activity. The record is from RefSeq and is a predicted model, not a curated record.